AAGAACGGAACACUUCGCAUUAGAGUCAGCCGAACGACUCACAACACACCCUCACAACGCUCAGGAUAGUUGGAGCAAAGUACCUGCCAAAUCCAUAGUCCAAAAUGUCUUACAAAGAAGAGCAGUUGACCGAGUUCAGGGACGGCUUUAUGCUGUUUGACCAAAUUGGAGAUGGAAACAUCAACUACGACCAGAUCGGCAAAAUGCUCCGAGCGAUGGGCCUGAACCCCAUUGAUGGUGAGGUGAAGAAGGUGGAGGCGGAUUUUAAGACGAAGGAGCGAGUCUCGUUUGAGGAGUGGCUACCCAUCUACACCGAGUUUAGCAAGAAGAAACCCCCAGCCAAGGAAGAUUUCCUUGAGGGUUUGAAGGUCUUUGACCGUGAGGCUAACGGCAAGAUCGACUCAGGCACGUUCAGAGGGCUUCUGUGCAACAGAGGUGACAAAAUCACAGAAGAGGAGGCGGACGCCAUCUUGGCCGGACACGAAGACACAGUAAAGGGUGAGGUCGACUACAACGAGCUUAUCGACUUCGUUAUGGCGGAAUAAGCACGAGAAUUCUAUAGUCUGCACCUUAACACAAGAAAUACAAACAUUUUGGGACCAUUUUUUGAACACUGGAAGGAGUUUCAAGCCAUCGGGUAACUGGGAACCUUGUCUUGAGAGAAUGUCUUCACGGAACCAAAAAAAACAAGAAUCACAUCUUUUAAGAUAAGUUACUCAGCCCGUUGCACUUAAUUAAAAGAACAAUUAGGUAUUUUUUAACCACCAAAAUCUUUGUAUCUUUGUAAAAACUCUUGAACAGAGAUGAAAAAGGCAGCGUCCUACGAAUCCUUA
Nematostella vectensis (starlet sea anemone) is the source of this 833-nucleotide messenger RNA. RefSeq names its product myosin-2 essential light chain. Gene Ontology annotation, molecular function: calcium ion binding. Gene Ontology annotation, cellular component: myosin II complex. The transcript has a single exon. Bases 105 to 545 code for a protein of 146 amino acids. NCBI's taxonomy places the organism in Eukaryota, Metazoa, Cnidaria, Anthozoa, Actiniaria, Edwardsiidae. The record is from RefSeq and is a predicted model, not a curated record.